Molecule: messenger RNA, 4265 nt
Organism: Nomia melanderi (Alkali bee)
Lineage: Eukaryota; Metazoa; Arthropoda; Insecta; Hymenoptera; Halictidae
Source: RefSeq, a predicted model, not a curated record
UAUAUUUGUGAAACGUUCGCGAAAUAAAAAUGUAAAUUAUAAUGUAACCCGUAGAAAUAUUCGAUUCGGAUGAAUAUUAAUUUAAUGCCUGGUUCAACGCGUUUAAGUAUUCCCUUUUAUAUGAAUUCGUCACCCGUUGUGAGAAAAGCUUUAACUUUACUAUCGUCAGAAUUUCAGUUCAAGCAAAUGGUAUCUCACGGGUGGAGGUCGUUGCGUCAAAUUUCACAAAUCAUGAAUGAAUUCUAAGUUUUGUUAUAAAUUUUAUACGAAAUCGGGAUAUUGUUGAUCCUCUGUAAGUACUCCUCUGAUACAAACAUCGAACAAUGAACGAAGUAAGCGGAGGAAAACAAGAUAUACCUAAUACUUCUUCGUGGGAAACAUUAUCAGGACAAUCCGCAUCCUCUUAUUCCACCAUGCAUCACCAUCAUCAAUCAUUGCAGCAAGAUACAAAUCCAACGGUUGCACAAGUUAUAGUUCCUACUCCUGUAAAGCUUCAGGCACCUAUGUUAAGUUCAGCACAAACUAUACCUGACCAUUGUUCGCAGCUUGGUCAUAUUCAACAACCAGCCUUAAUAACACAGGGUACGCCACCAGGAUCUUUCCCAGACUCUGAACUUUCGCCUGAGCUUCAGCAACAAGGAUGGAAAAAGUUUUGGAGUAAAAGAGAAAAUCGACCAUAUUUUUGGAAUAAAUUAACUGGAGAGUCUUUAUGGGUAGUACCACCUUUGAAACCUCAGUUUGACCCAAUUACGGAUCCACUCGGUAUCUGUGGUGUGCAAUCCGUUCCUGGAAAUGGAACCAUUCCCUCUGGAGGAACAGUCAAACGUAGAGCUUCGGAAGAUAGUAUUGUCCCAGCUGCGAAGAAAUUUGUUUUAGCGGGUCCAUGGGAUUUAGAGAUACCGACGAAUGUUAUAAUAUAUGAAAGAGCACCGUCGAAUUUACCACACGUUCAUCCAGAAGCAGAAGCACUACGUUGUAGUUUGCUGGCAAAAUUGAGACAGUGUUAUCAAGAAUUGUGUCAUACCCGUGAAUCGAUUGAUGCACCUAAAGAUUCCUUUAACCGAUGGUUAAUGGAAAGAAAGGUUAUAGACUGUGGAUCAGAUCCUCUUUUACCGAGUCAGUGUUUCCCUGAAAUUUCUAUGUCAAUGUAUCGUGAAAUCAUGAACGACAUCCCGAUUAAGUUAGUUCGACCGAAAUUCACCGGUGACGCAAGGAAACAAUUGUCACGGUACGCCGAAGCUGCGAAGAAAAUGAUAGAAUCGAGAGCAGCUUCGUCCGAAAGUAGAAAAGUUGUGAAGUGGAACGCAGAAGACACCUUCCAAUGGUUAAGACGAACUGUCGGUGCUACAUUCGAUGAUUUUCAAGAUCGUCUAGCACACUUGAAACGGCAAUGCCAGCCUCAUCUCACGGAAACCGUGAAAGCCAGCGUUGAGGGUAUUUGUUUGAAGAUUUAUCACCUGUCGACAGAGUACGCGAAGAAAGUAAAGGAUAAAAAUAACCAAAUAUUGAAGGACAACGGUUUAGGGAACGUAAUACCGUUAGGAGGACCAGCCAGCACGCAAAGAAAAGUUUGGUGUUACCCAGUGCAAUUUUCACUUCCGACUCCUCGCCUUCCACAAAUGGAUUAUCUUCCUGAACGUGAACAAACGUUAUUACGUUUCCAUGGGGACACUGUGUGCGUUAAUAACAUGCAUCUCGCUAAAUUAGAACAUCUGUACAGAUACAAUUGCUUCGACGACAAGAAAUUUGAAAUGUUUCUACCACGCGUUUGGUGCAUGUUGAAACGCUAUCAGACGUAUCUGGGAAUAAACGAAGGCCAAGCGACACAGAUGGCCCUCCCAGUUACAGUUUUCGAGUGUCUGCAAAGACACUUUGGCGUGACAUUCGAGUGCUUUGCGUCUCCAUUAAAUUGUUACUUUAGACAAUACAGUUCGGCAUUCGCUGAUGUAGAUUCCUACUUCGGAUCAAGGGGACCUUUCUUAGACUUCAGGCCUGUCAGUGGCUCGUUUCAAGCAAAUCCACCGUACUGCGAGGAGCUAAUGGAAGCCAUGGUCAAUCAUUUUGAACGCCUUCUGGCCGAUUCAGCCGAACCUUUGUCCUUCGUAGUGUUCUUACCCGAAUGGAGAGAUCCAGCACCUAAUGCUCUGAUCAAACUGGAAGGUAGUCACUUCAAACGGAAGCAAGUAGUCGUACCUGCUAUGGAACACGAAUACAGGCACGGGUUUCAGCAUAUAUUAUCCAAAAGCGAAGUUAACAUUAGGGCAGCUCAUGGAACAUUGGUCGUGUGGUUGCAAAAUGCAGCUGGUGCUUCUCGCUGGGGACCUACGGAGGAAAGAGUCGAAGCGUUGUUGGAAGCGUGGCGUCCAGGAAGGGAAAGAGAACGGGAUAGGCAAGAACUUUUAUCGCCGCCUAGACAAUCUCAUCAACAAAUACCAUCUACACCUAUGCCUGUCUUAACAACGCCUACAACGCCAACAGUACCGUUACAGUCACUAAUGCAGGUAAUGCAUUUUUCGUGGGGUCUCGUUUGGUACCUGUUGUCCAUUCUGCCAGUUAACGCUGUUAAGUACAACAUAACAUUAACCCAUGAUGGUCCUGUAGUGUUAGGUGGAACUAUAACGUUUAAAGCUGAUUUCCUCGAGAAUGGUAGCAAGCCAAAAGGUACUUUUAAAUAUGAGUGGAGAGAUAACGCUAUGCCAUCCCAUGAAUACGAAACAGUAACAUCGAAUACUACAGUGUAUUGGAGUACAAGUUAUCCACGUGAAAAUUAUAGCAUUGGAGAAUACGAAGUAGAGGUAAUAGUAAAAGAGCAGUUUUUCAUUUUGUGGUCGACAGUUACCAGCAUACGUACUAGGUUUUAUGUAACAGAAUUCCUUAACGGCGACAUAGAGAUUAUACAGCCUAACAAAACAGGAGGAGAUAAAUAUGUUUCUUCUGCAACAGAAGCGAAUAUGACAAUAAAUAUGCGUAGAGGAGAUGUUGAAUAUUUAAAUAACGCAACAUCGGUAUUCACUUAUUGGUUUAUAGAUUGCAAAUAUUAUGGUCAAACAACUGAUUUGGAUUUUCAAUAUAAUUUUACAAAUGCUGAUGCAUCACAUAUGCUGGAAGUGCUAGUAGUUGCAUCGUUUGAGCCACCAACAACUGUACCGCCUACAACCACAACAACAACAACUACAACAACAACAACAACAACAACAACAACAACAACAACAACAACAACAGUAACACCAAAAACACCAGUGAAUACAUCUGUUCCAUUUUCUACAACUGAACAAAAUCUGAUUGCACCAAAUACUACUGUAGAAGAAGUAGCAACUACUGCAGUGUCUGAUACUGUUGUAACAGAGAAAACAGUAUUGACAACUGCUACAGUACCUGUUACAACGCUCAUUUCAAAUACCAGUAUAAAUGUUCCCUUACCAUAUAUCUGUUCAAAUUCAUCAAUAGUACCUCCAGACCCUAAAAAGACUUACGGAUAUUUCAGCAAAAAGAUCAAUGUUCGUGCACCUAUAAUGAAUAUAACAGUGGAGGGUACGAACUGGAUUCAACCGUGGGACAUGUUAUCUUUGAAUGUGACCUGUAAAGGUUCCGGACCUUUUUAUAAGUGCCUUGAUUUUCAACGAGGAAAAUACAAUCCUACUGGAAAUGAAACGUGUAACAGCGCUGAUCCCCUUCAUUCCUGUAAUUUUUCUAUCAACCAUUACUUUUUGGAGCCAAGUGUAUAUACGAUACUAAUUAUAAUGAAUAACGAUGUCAGUAAACAAGUAUACCCUCUGACAAUAAAUAUUUACAAAGUGACAACAAAACCGCAAUUGUCAGUAAUUGUUGUGCCUGUUUCUUGUUCGCUCGCGGCAGUGGUACUGAUCGUUUUUGGUAUUGCGUAUUACAUACAGAGCAGAUCAAGAUUCACAGUGGAAGUCGCAGAUUUUGAUUUUGGUCAAAGUAAUCCAGAGAUGGAGUACAAAACGUUCAUAGCACGGUUACGAGACUCUUUCAAUAACACCAUAAGACCAGGAAACAAACGGAUAAAUGGUUAUAAACACCUCAGUAAUCCUGAACCUCUUCAAUGAUUUUCAGAACGAAAGAAAUGUAAAAUUAUGGGAUAAAUGGGUAAACAAUUGCGGAGAAUAUAAUGAAACCAAAUGAAAUGAUUCGUAAACUGGUUUUUGGAGUUGUAUCCUACAGUAUUUUUAGGUAUCGAAUAAUAUAUAGAUAUAUAGAUAUAUUAAUAUAUAUAUAUAUAUAUAUAUAUCUAAAAAUUAACA